Molecule: messenger RNA, 459 nt
Organism: Cladophialophora psammophila CBS 110553
Lineage: Eukaryota; Fungi; Ascomycota; Eurotiomycetes; Chaetothyriales; Herpotrichiellaceae
Exons: 1
Coding region: 1-459 (152 amino acids)
Biological process (GO): mRNA export from nucleus in response to heat stress; positive regulation of translational initiation; nuclear-transcribed mRNA catabolic process, deadenylation-dependent decay
Cellular component (GO): P-body; RNA polymerase II, core complex
Molecular function (GO): translation initiation factor binding; nucleotide binding
Source: RefSeq, a predicted model, not a curated record
AUGCCCCACGCUGCCCCUUCGCGCGUUGCUCCCACCGCAACCUCUGACCUUGAAGCCGGAGCGGUCCUCAAACUAGGCGAAUUCCAGAACGAAGUCACACUCAACCUCUCCGAAGCGCGAAUCAUCUUGCAAAAGACACUUGCAACCCGAGCGGCUCGUGGAGGUGGUUUGGAGGAGACCGAAGUCACCGCCAAAACGCGCGACUACUUGGAAAUCUUUGCAGUCUUCAAGGACCUGGCCGAGGCACAACAAGUGGAAGGAAUCAUCAACUCAUAUGGUGAAAAUCUGGAGAGAUUUGAGAAGUCUCAGCUGGGCAGUCUGGUGCCAACAUGUUCGGAUGAGGCGAAGGCGCUGAUUCCGAGUUUGGAGAAGAAAGUUGAAGACGGUGUGGUCACCGAGGAUGAAUUGGAGGGUAUUUGCAGGGAGCUACAGCGGCUCAAGAGGCAGGCUCAGCUUUGA